ACCAAAAACGAAUCUUCAUUGAAAGCAAAAUAAAAAAAACUCACAUCAUUUUCUCUAACCUAGUCAUAGAGACAAAAGACUAGUUUACUAUUUUUACCUCUCUGGUAGGAAAAACAAAGGAAUCACUCUCUGUUUCGAAGAGUUAUGGUGGUUUCAGUGAGCAUACGUUGUCGUUUUGUUCUUCUUCUACUUGCAGUCACUUGCUUGAGACUCUGUUUUGGUGAGGAUAGAAUCACGUUCUCUACUCCGAUCAAAGACUCAGAUUCAGAUACCCUUCUCUGCAAAAGUGGUAUUUUCAGGUUUGGUUUCUUCACCCCAGUUAAUUCCACUACUCGGUUACGUUAUGUUGGGAUUUGGUACGACAAGAUUCCACUUCAAACUGUGGUUUGGGUUGCUAAUAAAGACACUCCAGUCAACGACACUUCCGGUGUUAUCUCGAUUUAUAAAGAUGGAAAUCUCGCUGUUACCGACGGUCGGAAUCGCCUUCUGUGGUCUACGAACGUUACAGUACCAGUGGCUCCGAAUGCUACUUGGGUUCAGCUAAUGGAUUCUGGUAAUCUUAUGCUACAAGAUGACAGAAACAAUGGUGAGACCCUUUGGGAGAGUUUUAAGCAUCCUUAUGAUUCUUUCAUGCCAAGAAUGACUCUUGGGACCAACGGUAUAACCGGAGAGAAUCUAAAGCUUACUUCUUGGAGAAGCCAUGAUGAUCCUUCCACAGGGAACUACACAGCUGGUAUUGCUCCUUUCACGUUUCCUGAGCUUCUUGUCUGGAAGAACAAUGCUAUAUCCUGGCGUAGCGGACCUUGGAACGGUCAGGUUUUCAUCGGUUUACCAAAUAUGGAUUCGCUUCUGUUUCUUGAUGGGUUUAAUCUUAACAGUGAUAAUCAAGGCACGAUCUCAAUGUCUUAUGCUAAUGACUCGUUUAUGUAUCACUUCAACUUGGAUCCGGACGGAGCUAUAUAUCAGAAAGAUUGGAGUACUUCUAUGAGAACUUGGAGGAUCGGUGUAAGGUUUCCAUACACAGACUGUGAUGCAUAUGCUAGAUGUGGUCCGUACGGGACCUGCCAUACCAAAGAAAACCCGCCUUGUAAAUGCGUUAAAGGGUUUGUACCAAAGAAUAGCACAGAGUGGAGUGGAGGGGAUUGGAGUAAUGGAUGUGUGAGAAAAGCUCCAUUGCUGUGUGAAAGACAGAGAAAUGUGAGUAAUGGUGGUGGUGGUGGAGGAAAGGCAGAUGGGUUUUUCAAACUGCAGAAGAUGAAAGUGCCAGUCUCUGCGGAACGGUCUGAAGCUAAUGAACAAGUUUGUCCUAAAGUCUGUUUAGAUAACUGUUCUUGCACGGCUUAUGCUUAUGAUAGAGGAAUCGGAUGCAUGCUUUGGAGUCGUGACUUAGUUGAUAUGCAAUCAUUUUUGGGAAGUGGCAUUGAUCUUUAUAUUCGAGUUGCACAUUCUGAACUCAAAAAACACAGCAAUCUAGCAAUUAUGGUCGCAGCACCUGUGAUAGGCGUUGCGCUUAUUGCCGCGGUCUGCAUUGUUUUAGCAUGCCGGAAAUACAAAAAGCGUCCAGCUGAGCCAGUGAAAGAUAGAAGUGCAGAGCUAUUGUUUAAAAGAAUGGAAGCACUUACAAGUGACAAUGAGUCUGCUUCUAACCAAGUCAAGCUCAAGGAGCUUCCACUAUUUGAUUUUCAAGUUUUAGCAACAUCCACCGAUAACUUCUCUUUAAGAAACAAGCUAGGGCAAGGCGGGUUUGGUCCUGUUUACAAGGGAAAAUUGCCAGAAGGGCAAGAAAUUGCAGUGAAGAGGCUCUCACGGAAAUCAGGACAAGGAUUAGAGGAACUUAUGAACGAAGUGGUUGUGAUAUCGAAGCUGCAACAUCGGAAUCUAGUGAAAUUACUUGGAUGUUGCAUUGAAGGUGAAGAAAGGAUGUUAGUCUAUGAAUAUAUGCCAAAGAAAAGCUUGGAUGCAUAUCUAUUUGACCCAUUGAAGCAAAAGAUUCUUGAUUGGAAGACUCGGUUCAACAUAAUGGAAGGAAUUUGCAGAGGUCUUUUGUACCUUCACAGAGAUUCAAGACUAAAGAUCAUACACAGAGAUCUAAAAGCCAGCAACAUUUUGUUAGAUGAGAACCUAAACCCAAAGAUAUCUGAUUUCGGACUUGCAAGAAUUUUCCGAGCUAAUGAAGAUGAAGCUAACACAAGAAGGGUUGUUGGAACAUAUGGCUACAUGUCACCAGAAUAUGCAAUGGAAGGUUUCUUUUCAGAAAAAUCAGACGUUUUCAGCUUGGGGGUUAUAUUUCUAGAGAUCAUUAGUGGGAGAAGAAACUCUAGUUCUCACAAGGAAGAGAGUAAUCUGAAUCUUUUGGCUUAUGCAUGGAAGCUGUGGAACGAUGGUGAGGCUGCCUCUCUAGCAGAUCCAGCCGUCUUUGAUAAGAGUUUUGAGAAAGAGAUAGAGAAAUGUGUUCAUAUUGGACUGUUAUGUGUGCAAGAAGUAGCAAACGAUAGACCUAAUGUUUCAAGCGUGAUAUGGAUGCUAACUACCGAGAAUACAAACCUCGCUGAGCCGAAGCAGCCUGCAUUUAUAGCAAGAAGAGGAGCUUCUGAGGCUGAAUCUUCUGACCAGAGUAGUCAAAAGAUAUCCAUCAAUGAUGUGAGCCUCACAGCUGUAACAGGGCGUUAAUCUCACCCAGCCAAUCUCAGCCUGUUUAUAUAUAAUAAAUCUGUAAUAUAUACGUUUUGAGAAACUCCUAUGUUUACAAAUUUUGUUAUUCUACGUUUGUUCAAUGGUUAGAUGAAUGAAUAAGAGAUGUAUUUCAGAGAAGUUAUUUUUAGAUUCAACUGAGCUUUGUUGAAACUUUA
This is a messenger RNA of Capsella rubella, 2849 nucleotides long. RefSeq names its product G-type lectin S-receptor-like serine/threonine-protein kinase At1g11330. The record is from RefSeq and is a predicted model, not a curated record. The transcript is spliced from 7 exons. The coding region runs from base 145 to 2670 and encodes 841 amino acids. Gene Ontology annotation, molecular function: ATP binding; protein serine/threonine kinase activity. NCBI's taxonomy places the organism in Eukaryota, Viridiplantae, Streptophyta, Magnoliopsida, Brassicales, Brassicaceae. Gene Ontology annotation, biological process: recognition of pollen; protein phosphorylation.